AACUGUAUACAGGUAUUUUAAAUUAUUUUAAUUAAGAACAUUACUGUUACAGUCAUAAUUGUACACGACUCAGUUUUACAAUGGUUGCCUACAUAGGGCUUCGCUUGGAGGUACUCCAUACUGUAUGACCUACAUAUUAUGUAAUACGGGAACCGUUGGGUAUAUUUCCGAUUAAAAUCAUUCAUUGGUUAUACAAUACUCGCUACCACGUGAAAGAAGUAUGAUCAUAUUCAGUAAAUGGCUGCACACAUUGCAAGGACGUAUCGAUUAAUAGCGUUGUAGUUUAAGCCGUGGAUUGCAUAUUUCAGCAUUAUGACGACUAUAGAACAAACAGUACGAGAUACAGAAUUUCAAAACUGGCUAAAAGGUGGUGUUGCUAUGCUUAUUACCAAACAAGGAUUAGAAAAGUUUGUGGAAGAGGAAUUAAUAACGUUUCAGACAGACAUAUUACAAUCAAUAUACUCAAAACAUUCGAUAGCUGCAGGUACCGUGUGCACGUCGUGUACAACAGAAAAUGUUUUGCAUUGCCCAACGAAAAACUUCUGUGUUAAAAAACACCGAUGUAAUGUCCACGAUUCAAGCUUUCAGGAGAAGGUACCUGGAAGAUCUUGUCCGAAAAAUAUAUGUCAUCAUAUACCAAACGCAAUCCGCCGUGAACACAGGUAUAGCGGGCCGUCGUGGAAGAACACCAACGCUAAAGGUUGGUGCACCCACCCCGUCGAAAUAGCGAAAUGCUACCUGCCACCGGAAGGAUAUGCAACUGUGGAGUCUUUGUCACAUGCAGACUUCAAUGCCACACUGUCUGUUGUCAUCAACAAAAAAAGUUUCGAAAAAAAGAUACAAAAUAGUGUAUGCUCAGAGGCACGUGAAAUAGGCAAUAAAAUACGACAUUCAAGUAAUCUGCGGUUAUCGAAUACGGAUGUUGGAAGAUAUAUUACCGUUUUCAUGGAUCUUCUGUCAGAUGCUAAACAUUUGGCUGCUGAUAAAAAUGCAAAGGAGGCCGUCACUAAACUAAAACAGCUGAAAGCAAAUACGCUUACAGUCACAACGACAGAUAUCACAGCUAUUCUGGAUGAUUCUACGAAGGCUAUAAAUACAGAACAGCAUGAUGAAAAUAAAGCUGAGACAGAAAUAAAGGAAAAACUCUCUGCUGAUAUUAAAACUAAACUAGCCAACAUGCAGACAGUAUCAUUUUCAGACUUGGGUGCAAUCCUUGCAGCAAAAACGACGGCUAUUGAACAAAUCAGGAAGGAAACGGAGCAUGCAAUUAAGACGAUAGAACAGGAAAGAGAAAAUCAACAAAGUGCGAAAAAAUCUGAUGCAGGAUUUGGAAUUCUGCACUGGUGUAACGAAAAACGUCUUUGGAAACGUCUAUGUGAGGAUCUAAUAACAUAUUACAGACGUUGCCAUAGCACAAUCCCCGUCUCUCCUCUGAUAAAAGAGCAUGAUGCACCACUUGUCGAUUUUUACGUUCAACCAACACUUGAAUCUGUAGAAAUCAGUGGUUCUAAUUAUGGUGCUGCAAAACGCCAGUUUCGUUCCUACAAUGAUCUGUUUCUAUGUGACAAGGAGCCAUAUAAAGAGAUUUAUGUCACAGCGAAAGCAGGUAUCGGGAAAACAUCAUUUUCAAAGAAAGUAUGCAUGACUUGGAGUCAGGCCCAUUCUGCUGUUAAACAGCUAGAGAAACUGUUUCAUACCGAAGAUACAAGUACAUUGAAGAAAUUCGACUUCUUGUUCAUGAUUUCACUGAAGGAAGCAGAAAAAGAAAAAUGUACCAUCGAUGAUAUGAUAUCUUUGCUCGUUAAACCUUGGUCAAAUGACUAUACAAAAGCUUUUAUAGAGAAAACACUGCGUGAAAAAAGAGUUUUGAUAAUUUUAGAUGGAUUAGAUGAAUGGGCGCAUCCCGAAAACUGCACACGAAACGAAGUGAUUCCGCACAGACGGCCUUAUUCUCAAUGCACUGUCAUGACGACUACGCGUCCAUGGAAACUUGCUUCAGCUAGACUUAGUAACAAUCAGAUAGAUAUGCAAGCUGAGCUGCUUCAGUUUGACGAGGCCAGUUCAAAUGAUUUAGUAGUUUCCGCUGUGAGGCUAUUGAACAGAACCUUUGGGAAGUCAAAGUCUGCUGUGGAAUUUCAAAAUGUAGUAUCAUCGGUUAGGCUAGGGGCAUUAAAACGUAUACCGUAUAUCCUCCUGCAAAUUUUAUGUUUAUGGUUUGAUGGCCUAACAAUUGGAAAGUCACAGUGUGAAAUUUACAGCAAUACGCUUGAACUUACUCUUUCGCGCAAAGACCAUGAUACAACUCACGAAAUCACCGAGUCAAUUCAAAACGGUGCCCCACCUGCAUGUAUGUCUAAAAAUAUCAAGUCUUUGUCUCACUACAAUAUGUUAUUAAAACUUGGAAGACUGGCAUUUGAAACACUUACCAGCUAUAGAAAUGAAUCAACGCUUAUAUUUGAUGAUGACAUUGUUUACGAAUAUUUGUCAGAUGACGACUUGAAUAUAUUUUUGAAUGUAGGAUUGCUGUCGCAAAAUAAAGAUUAUGAACAUGUUACCACCAGACGAAGUAAAUUUUCAUUCCAACAUAAAUCUAUACAAGAAUAUUUCGCUGCCCUCUAUAUUCAGUCAGAUCAAGACAACACGGAGAUAUCAAGUCGACUUCUCCGAAGAUAUAAUGCAUUAGAGUCUAUCCUGGAAAUGACGAAUAUUUUAAUAUUUCUGGGUGGAUUUAGCCCAGAUGCUUGUGAAAAAGUAUUUCAGAAACUGAAGCCCAUACUCUUGUCAGACAAGACAGUGUGUCGUUAUAGAAGCUACUUAUCUGGACAAACAUCCCUCCCAGAAGCUCGAAAAUGUUGGGAAUUGAUAAAAUCCUUUCAGUUUCUCGAGACAGACAUUUUGCAAGAAAUUACGAGAAACGGACACACAAAAUUUCCAGAACUUCCCUUGUACGAUAUCGUGUUAGACAGUACACUCAAUAAUGAAAUGUUCACUGCACUCAAGCUGAUCGUUGAGAAAAAUAAAGAAAGCAUUAGGUCACUGAGCAUAGAGAAAUACGGAUCAACGGUGGAGUUAACAGAGGUACUAGAGAAGCUCGAACUUCAAAAUGCACAUUCUCUGCUUAAGCUUGAGAUUGCUGCUGUUCCAACAGAAAAUGAUUUCCGUCGUCUGCUUGCCAAUUCUGUGGACACGUUAAUUUGUUUGGACAUAUGUUUCGCAAUUUUUAAGAACAACAAAUAUCGUGCUCAAAACACAAGACUUUCAUCCGAAACUAUUGCAGUAGUUUUUCGUAUGAACCAUUUGCAAUCGGCGCGUCUAAAUGGCAUUCGUUUACCACAUACCGACAUUCAAGCUUUACUUCAAUUUUUCAGUGACAGAACAUCAAUGAAAGAGAUAGGGUUGUGUCGCAUUAGGUGUGUGGAUCAUGUCGAAGAAUGUAGCGUUUUAGACCUUUCUCAGCACAAACAUCUUGAGACGCUCAGGAUUGGAACUUUUCCUGUUUCUGUCCUGAACAUCAACCCGUCCUCUUUAAACUUCUGUUACACUGGAAGUCUUACGACAACUGUUCAUACCGCAUUGGUCAAACGACUGCCCGAUGCAGUAAAUCUUAGUACGCUUAGAUUAAAAAAUUUAGAAACUGAGCAAUUCCCACUCUACAGAUCAGAAACACUGACACAGUUACCUCAUUUGAGGAGUUUUGCCAUUGAGUAUACUGAUAUCGGUGAAAGAGAUCUCACUUUGCCGCCUGAAAUGAAAAAUAUAGAACGGGUUUACUUCUACGAGGUAACAAUGACAUCUUUGGCUCUUGAAGGAUUUAUACGGAGUGUUGAUGCGCUGCCCCAACCUGUCCUAGUUAUCAUAGAAGGGUGCAGUAUAACACCAGAGAGCAAGUUUCGCAAAAUCAAAGACAUGGUCAGAUCAACAAGAAAGUAUCGGUUUAGGUUUGACACCAAAAAGAGGUUCACAUUUGAAACACGUAAAACAGAAGACAUUUCAGUUGACAUCCAGGGCAAGAAAAGUUCAAUAACUAUGAUUACCGGAGUAAUUUUAGGUACUAUUGUCGGAUUGUUAGCCGUAGUUUUUAUGUUUUAUCUUAAUUUUUGUUAUUAAAACUUGCAAGGGAAUGAAAACGGUAAUGGAACCGACAAAAGCUGAAAUGUGUGUCAUUUUAAAUUCAUAACAUUAACAUUAAUUGCAUACACCUGUGAACCCCAUUCUUAUCCAUCAGAGGUUCGACGAAAUUACGAGACGAAUAUUCAACUAGGGAACCAUGGUAGGCCUCUGGUAUGCGAGAUUGUUUUACACCGGCGGCCUCCAUGGGUGAUUGACAAGCUAGCAGUAGUUCUCGGAGCUCAUUUGUCGAUACGCCGAUUUCCAAGGGCGGUUUAGGUCACUCAGAGGGAAACCGGAAGUUUCACUGAAUAUUCGCCGGCAUGAACAUUCUGACCAAUGACGUUACAGCUAUGAUGUUUAUAUGGUUACGCAGCAUCUGCAUCGAUAUUACAUUUAACUUAAAUGUGCGUCGAUGUAUUAUUGAAGAUUCUAUACAUUAGUAUUGUAAACGUAAAGGAGGAAAUACUCUAUACUAGCACAGGAACCUGAUCCUAUUAAUAAUUUAACCAACACAAGUCUAUUUAAAAAAGACAUCCCUUUCUGUAUAAAAUUACCAGGAAUGCAACGCGUCCACAACCAAACUAUUACAUGAAAACAAGAAAAUUUCAAAAAGCCAGAAGCGCGAGUGUGAUUCGGCGGUGUUGCUAUCUAAAGGCAACAAAAAUAUACCAAAAACUAUGCUUAUUUGUCGCUGUCGUUAAUUGACUAACACAAAAUCAAUAGUUUUAACAACAUUUCAUUUGUCGCCGAAGCCAUUGCGUGACGUCACAUGUUUUUCCUCGGAGAUAAUAAACUUUUUUAAAAGUCAGAUAAAAAGCAUCUAUAUCAUUUUUUUAUUAAUAUUUCUUUUAAAUAAUAUCACAGCUAUGAAUUUAUUUACCAAUUAAAUAAAAAAAAUAUUUAGACAAAUCAUGUUGGAAAACCCCAGAUAUUGGAACAAACUCGUGCAUUCCCAAAAGCAGGGAAGUAACUCGACCACUGACGCAAGCAGUGAGUAACUGAUGUUUCAAGUUAUUUUAUAAUGGCCAGUCAGCUAUGUCUAGAGUUACGGUAUGAGUUUUGUGAUAUUAUAUAAAUAUUGCAUUCCUGAGAGGGUGAUAUGAAAAAUGUUCACCGCGAGAUAUAUGAAUAUCGACCGAGGCGCCAGCCGAGGUCUAUAUUCAUAUUUCGAGGGGUGAACAUUUUUCAUAUCACCCUCUCAGGAAUGCAAUAUUUAUUUUAUUAUACCGAAAGAUCAACAUAAUUAUUUAUUUAACAUUAAAAAGUAAUUACUAACCAAAUAAUGAAGACAGAAUGAAAUCUAGUCUUUAUUUGUUAGCACUCAUAAUUUGUGGCGACUUAGCUGUGUAAUAAGACUUUUUGAUAGAUUUAGUCGAGACGUUUAGAUAUCGCUGACCCCUAUACUUAUUCUAAUAUUUUAACGUUGCGUCAAUCAUUAGCAUUCGAAAAACGGCGAUAACUUUCUUUUUUUCUAAACGAAACAUAUAAGUGUGAGCACUCAUUUUCUUAGUUAGAUCAUUUCCAAUCUCAUGGUGGUAAUUUGGAUUAAAUAUUUAAUGAAAAGUUGUUUUCGAAAUAUUUUGCACGUAGCAUUCGGCCGGGUUCGCACAUGCAAGAGCACCAGAAAAGCGUAAUUUAAUCCUAAAAUAUAAUUAUAUAAGCGCCUCGUCUGAAAAUUAUCGACUCAGUUUUUUAAUCAAUGCGAAAGUAUCAAUCUCUAAACGGGUAAUAUGAAAAAAUAUCACAUGCGCAGAAAAGCAAAAUAACGCUGUUGCGCAUGUGAUAUGCAAUUAUGGAUCAUAUCACCUGCGCAGAAAUUGAAAAUAACGAUUUUGCGCAUAAGUUAUAAAAUUACUGGGGAAUAUGAUAUAUUAUUCAAGUUAAACUAAUGGAAAAUUUGCAUUGGAAAUUUAUAUGAGGUAUAAUAAUAAAUGUUAUUUGUGUUGUAAAUGACAAUCCUGCUAUGACAAAAUGCAUGAUUACGCGUUCAUGAUAUUGUACUUUAUAUCGUAUGUGUUCCUUACCGUAUUACCGGAUACAGGCAUUUACACAAGAAAUUUAUUAACUCCACGGCAGAAAUAUACAUUAACCUAUGACGUCACACAAUUGCAUCGACGACAAACGAAAUAGUUUUAAAACUAUUGAUUUUAUGUUAGUCAAUACGGUGACAGCGACAAGUAAGCACAGGUCCGGAUAUAUUUUUGUUGCCUUUAGAUAAUGAAACCACCCUUUCACACUCGCACCUCUAUUUUUGUUAAAAAUCUUUUUGUUUUCAUGUAGUGGAAGGGGUGUGAAUGCUUUGAAUUUCUGGUGUUUUUUAUAUAGAGUGGGUAUUUUAUAUAGACUUGUUCUGGCUUAAUUAUUGAUAGAAUUUCAGAUCCCUGUGAUAUUGGUUUACAGUCAUAUUACAUUUGAUUUAUCUAUCAAUAAAGACACGGAAAGGGUCGUCGGACAUUAAAAAAAAAAAAAAAAUUGUACGAUAUGCGUAACGUCGGAAAUAAAAUUGCAGCUUAACCGAAACACUUUCAUUUAAUAAAGUCUUUUGAUCAAUGGAUCAAUGAAGUAAUCCUCAGUUAUAGAAAAAAAAGCAUAUAAUAACUUAGAUAUAUAUGUUAGAAGAUCCGUUGGAAUAAUCAAAUGUAAUCAAGUAAAAUAAAAUCAGAAUAAAUUUGGUUGAGUUUGUUCAUAUCUG
Mercenaria mercenaria is the source of this 6802-nucleotide messenger RNA. RefSeq lists its product as uncharacterized. The transcript has 7 exons. Bases 313 to 4107 code for a protein of 1264 amino acids. NCBI's taxonomy places the organism in Eukaryota, Metazoa, Mollusca, Bivalvia, Venerida, Veneridae. The record is from RefSeq and is a predicted model, not a curated record.